This is a messenger RNA of Neocloeon triangulifer, 3408 nucleotides long. Its product is annotated as band 4.1-like protein 5. Gene Ontology annotation, cellular component: cytoskeleton. NCBI's taxonomy places the organism in Eukaryota, Metazoa, Arthropoda, Insecta, Ephemeroptera, Baetidae. Gene Ontology annotation, molecular function: cytoskeletal protein binding. The transcript has 16 exons. The record is from RefSeq and is a predicted model, not a curated record. The coding region runs from base 232 to 2793 and encodes 853 amino acids.
CGGUCGGUGGUCUGUCGUCGGAGGUUCAAGGAAGGGACGGAGUCGCCAGCCAGCCUGCCAGGCCGAAGAAAGAAUUGAAAGGGAAUGGUGUGCGGUUGGUCGGGCCGACUCGACGCCGAUUGCGAGGCUGCGUAGCCGAAGGUGGUUGAAUGUGUGCGGUGCCAAGAAGAAGUCGAGUGCGUGUGCCUCGGAUUGUUCAAGCGACCUGAGUACCAAAGGUGGAGGAUAAAGAUGCUGCGCUUCCUGAGCCGCAGGAAAGGACGCAGCAACAACAAUGGGGCGACCAACAAGUCGGCGACUCAGAGUCGAUUCGGCGCCGACUCGAGCCGCAUCGUGCCCAACAAGAACCUGGUCCAGUGCAGGGUCAUCCUGCUCGACGGCACCGACCUUUCUGUUGACUUAUCGAAAAAGGCGGUGGGCAGCGAUUUGUACGAGCAGACCUUCUACUCGCUGGACCUCAUUGAAAAGGACUAUUUCGGCCUGCAGUACACGGACGCCAACAAUGUGCAGCAUUGGCUCGACCCGACCAAGGCUAUUAAGAAACAAGUCAAAAUUGGACCACCCUACACGUUCAGACUGAAAGUGAAAUUCUACUCAUCCGAGCCCAAUAGUUUGAGGGAGGAGCUCACGAGGUACCAGUUCUUCCUGCAGCUGAAACUUGAUCUGUUGGAGGGGCGUCUCGAGUGCCCCAUUCAGACUGCUGUUGAAUUAGCCGCACUUGCCUUACAAUCUGAACUUGGUGACUAUGAAGAAGGAGUUCACACACCUGCAGUCAUAUCAGAAUUCAGAUUCGUCCCCCAGCAAUCUGAGGAAAUGGAGUUUCUGGUGUUGGACGAAUACAAAAAGUGCAAAGGUUACACACCAGCCCAGGCCGAAACUCACUUCCUCAACAAGGUGAAGUGGCUGGAAAUGUAUGGCGUGGAUAUGCACACAGUUCUUGGAAAAGAUGGGUGUGAAUAUUCUCUAGGACUGACACCGACAGGAAUAUUAGUGUUUGAAGGCGUUCAGAAAAUUGGUCUCUUCUUUUGGCCUAAAAUUGGAAAGCUGGACUUUAAAAAGAAGAAACUUACUUUUGUGGUAGUUGAGGAUGAUGAUCAAGGAAGGGAGCAGGAGCACACGUUUGUGUUCAGACUCCACAACGAAAAAGCAUGCAAACACCUGUGGAAGUGCGCGAUCGAGCACCACGCCUUCUUCCGCCUGCGUGCCCCAGUCAAGGGCAACUCUGCUCGCCAAAACUUCUUCCGAAUGGGCUCGCGCUUCCGCUACAGCGGCAAGACCGAGUUCCAGACCACCAUCACCAGCCGCGGCCGGCGCAGCGUGCAGUUCGAGCGACGGCCCAGUCAGCGCUACGCCCGCAGACAGAGUCAUGUGAUGCGCGAGCGCCAACGCACCUUCCAGCCUGCGGCCGCCCAGGCAGCAGCCGAAGAGCGCAAGGCAGCCGCCGCGGCUGCAGCUGCAGCGGCGGCUGCGGCGUCGCCACCGCAGCCAGAAACGGCUGACCUGCUGCAACUGCACGACCCUGUCGAAGCGGCGCCCGCCUCGCCCAUGCUGACUCCCCAGGCCUCCCUCAUGGGAGACUCGCUAAAGAGGAGGAACAGUCCGAGCAGGAUGAGUGGCUCCAGUGGAAGCAGCAGAGGAGCAGUUGCCUUCGGCUCAAAGUCAACCUCCCCUGUUCCGCCAGCUGUAAUUGCUGAGGAACGUCUGGACUCUUUGCUGAAGAGCCUUGCUAAGGAAACAAAUUCCGGCAACAGAGAAGACCCUGUCAAUGAAGCCGCCGCUCUCAAUCCAACAACUAAAUCAACAGAAGUUGAUUCGUUGUCCUGCAUGAUUUCAAUCAAUGACCCUGCGAGGUCAAGUUCUCCGAUUGCCAACGGCCAGACACAGCCAAAUAACCAGACUUUAAAGGGACACAACCCUUGGGGCGCCAGACCAUUGCCUCCAGAAACCCUCAAGUGCAAUAUUCUGAAAGCUCGUGCUGAAGAAGAACUGAAGAAAAUUCCCGUGUCUGUGGAAUUGAACGCUGUUGACAAGAUGAGCAACGUUAAUGACGACCGCAAUGUUUUGUCUGUAGCGGCUGCUGAGAGUGUGAAUCACAAGAAUCAACUUUACGCCAGCGGAUUGGAUUCAACACAGCUGGACUCUUUGAAUGGCUCGGCAGCAACUUUCAUCUCCGUGGGUGGAGACAAGUUGACCCUGAGUCUGGGAGGCGCCACCGCCACCACCCCUACCAUCAGCAACAUGGUCACCUCCCCACUGUCGGUUCCGUCCAGCCCGCAGCCCGUCGAAGAGACUGACUCGGGCGACCCUGUGACUGUGACCCACUUUUCGUGGAGCGACAGAGGUCAGGUGGAGAAGGUCAAGCUGCAGAAUGGCGAGACCACGACCACGAGCAACCCCUUCAACCCGUUCACCUCGAUGGACCGGCCGAGUACUCCGACGUCCCCGCUGAACACGACCAACCCAUUCCUGGCGCCAAACUCACCUCAAGAGAAAAAACUCAAUCCGUUCUUCAACCCGUUUGCGACGAACGGAGAGGAGGCGCCGAAAUCGCCAAAAUCACCAGAGCCAGUGCUGAAAUCGCCCAUUGUGACGCAGCAAGUCGAGGUGAUUUUGGAAAAGAAUUCAAAUGCCAAGGAAACAAUUGCCCAAUCCCCACAGCCAAUCCUGAAAGCAGCCCUGACAAAAGCAAGCACUCCGCUCGCCUCGCAGAUUUCCCCGUGGCUCGUCAACGACUCGUCUCCUCCCGAACCAGCUCCCAUAAUCCGGAAAACGGUCAUCACAACUGAAUUAUGAUUGUUUUUGUGUUAAGUAGUACUUAAACUUGUGAUUCUAAGAUGUUCAUUUUAGCUUCUCAGUAAUGUUAAUUAUAAUCUAUCGAGAAUUAUAUCGUUUCAAUCUCUUACGUUAGUAGUUUUGUUGGGCAGUGCAAUUUCUUAAAUGUUAUACAUACACAGCAUUCCGUUUGGAAAAUUUGGGCUGCCAGCCGAACCCUGACCAUGCUUUUCACGGAGUAUAACCAACAUGAUGUAUUAUCGGUGCGCAGUUUCAUAGCUGUUAAGAACCCUGUUUUCGUGCGUGAGACAAUUUUCGAUGGAAUCGAUUGACAAGGAAAGUAAAAUUAUUGAUGAUGACAAGCUGCAUUUUUUUUCUGUGUAUUUGGUUUUUGAUUGAGGACGUUGUGUGCCUUUCAUCAUAAAUGCACAUUCCAUUCGAGAAUCCAGCCUCUUUUACUGGAGUGCCAUAAAUGUGAGAGUUUUCUAUAUAAUACCAAGAUCAAAAUUUCCCUGACACCAAGAAAUCCGUCCCCGGAGGUAUUUUGAUCUACUUGUAUUUGACAUUUUUAUCCAUACUGGCAAUUGAUGUGUCGAGUUUGAAUAAUUGUAAUAAAAUUUAUUAUCUAAUAAACUA